GGCUUUGGAUUUUGUAGAACCCUACGCCAAUCUGAAACAAUUCCGAUCACGCAAAAUGGCCUCCGUCGCCGCCAGAUCAAUAUUCCGAUCAUUCUCCGCCGGCCGGUCUGCAUUUCGUGUUGCCUCAGAAGCCAAAUCGGCGCGUUCUCCAUUUCGCAUCGCCUCCAAUAGAUCUCUCUCACAGUCCCAAUCCACUCUCAGGUUCCCUGUUGAAUUGAGUUCCUGUGUGGAAUCGAUGAUGCCGUACCACACGGCCACUGCUUCUGCACUCAUGAAUUCUAUGCUCGCGAUUUCAACCCGCACCUGCGCCUGGCUUCCUGAAGGUCUGUGAACACCCCUAAAAGCAACUUUGGCUUGCAGAAUUAUGCUUGUCACUUUUGUUUCCAGAAAUUGUGUCUGCCUUCAAUAUUAGAAGACUGUUUGCCACCUUUUACCCUCAGAAUUGUGCUCAAUUUCCUCGUAAAGGUUUUAGCAUCUCAAUCAGGCACGAGAUUAUGUUUUGGAAGUCAAACUCUGAUUUUUGUUUCAGUCUGCAAAGUCUAUGGAGUUACCCGAUUAUUGUAUUUUAACAUAAAGUUGAUUGGUUCAUGUAUCCCGGAUAAUCUUUCACUUUUGUUCAAUUUGUGGUGGCAUAAUUUUGUAGGUAUUAUUUUCAACAAAUAAGACAAAUUUGUAUCUCAUCAGAAGAUAAGCCAUGCCCUGGCUCUAUUCUAUCCACUAUCUUUUU
This is a messenger RNA of Abrus precatorius (Indian licorice), 727 nucleotides long. RefSeq names its product protein NUCLEAR FUSION DEFECTIVE 6, chloroplastic/mitochondrial-like. Gene Ontology annotation, cellular component: mitochondrion. Bases 56 to 331 code for a protein of 91 amino acids. Lineage: Eukaryota; Viridiplantae; Streptophyta; Magnoliopsida; Fabales; Fabaceae. The transcript is spliced from 3 exons. The record is from RefSeq and is a predicted model, not a curated record.